AUGAAUCGCGAAAUUAGCAUGCCCGGAGCGCACCAUUCAAACCAGAUAGGAGAGCUUGUGGCAGUACUAAUAGCACUGCAAACCGCAAACCCACUAACACCUGUCAAAAUAGUAACAGACUCCACAUAUGUAAUAAAUGGCCUAAAUACCCACCUCGAUGACUGGGAGAAUGCCGGGUGGAUCAAUGUGGCAAACGCCCAAAUAUUCAAAGCAAUAGUGUACCAACUACGCCGACGCUCGGCGCCAACCAGCUUCCAAUGGGUUAAGGGACACAGUCAAAUAACAGGAAAUGAAAAAGCUGACCAACUCGCCCAUAAUGGCGCAUCAAAAACAACCACCGACACCAUAGACACAUACGUGCCAAGGAACUUUGACCUCCAAGGCACGAAACUGUCAAAAAUCAACCAAAAAACAGCGUAUAAUGCGUUAAUGAUAAAAAAACACAUAGACUACAAAAGACCGACCUUAGGCAUGCUAGACAUCACACGAUACGCAGUUGAAACACUGACCACAACACUAGAGACAGAUGAAACGAUAUGGCGAGGAUGCAGAAACAACAAUCUCUCCAAAAAAGUCCAAAUCUUCCUGUAUAAAACGCUAAAUAAUGUCUUCCGAAUCGGGGAGUUCUGGGCACAAAUACCCACUUUCGGGCACCGAGCAAAGAGAAUUUGGGACUUAGCGAAAAACCUCUGGCCAAAUAAACAUAGCCCUUGGCCCGAACCCUCUCUAGGACUCAUCUUAGGGAGCGGCAACAUAUCGCUCCCAAGGAACGCCCAAGCCCAUGACGAAAACGACAAGAAACGCGCCGCGAUAAUAAAAGGGGCAUCACGCCUCCUAAAAAUCCUAAUCUCAGAGUCAGCUUAUCUUAUAUGGGUAGUAAGGCUACAACUGGACCGAGCGACAGCAUGUAAAUCAAAGCGAUCAACCAAAACAACGUCAGAAAUCUACAAUACAUGGGCUGAUGUAAUCGAAAUAAACAAUGACAAAUACAAAACAGGAAAAGACUGGGUGAACGCCCUAGAGGUUUUAGUGGGUAUUAAACUACCCCGGCCCCCGCAGACCGAGGUGUCCAGGUAG
Suillus plorans is the source of this 1077-nucleotide messenger RNA. RefSeq names its product RnaseH-domain-containing protein. Gene Ontology annotation, biological process: DNA replication, removal of RNA primer. The transcript is spliced from 3 exons. NCBI's taxonomy places the organism in Eukaryota, Fungi, Basidiomycota, Agaricomycetes, Boletales, Suillaceae. Gene Ontology annotation, molecular function: nucleic acid binding; RNA-DNA hybrid ribonuclease activity. The record is from RefSeq and is a predicted model, not a curated record. The coding region runs from base 1 to 1077 and encodes 358 amino acids.